CUCGCGUCGCACCCGUGCCACUGUCGUUCGUUGUCCCGAUCGCCAGAAGGAGAGCCCGCGGGCCACGCGGCGGGGAGUUGGGGGUUUCGCGACGAACGAAAAAGCUCUUUCCUCGCGCCGAGAAGCGCCGCACGCGACGAUUGUCAGUGUCGCGUAGCCAGAUUUUCGCGAUCCGCGCGCAGUUUGCGCACCGACUGGUGGUCUUCGCCGCGCGCCGUCGUCCACACAAGUGCGUCGCUCGCCGCCUGGGGUCCCGUCAACUGCUGGAGCUGCGAUUGAGCAGGGUCGCUGGUCCAGACGUGUCGCUUUCUUCGCCGCCGGAGGGGCCGAACCUUCUUUCCUAUCCUUUCCAUCAUCGCUGGAGGACCAUCCUCUUUCCCUUCACUCCAUUCCACUGCAUUUUUUUGUUCUUUGGUUUACUUUCUGUAGUCCAAGUCUUCCUUUAACGCUCUUGUCGCUAUUUGGUUGAUUCAAUUUCUUUCCCUUGCCGCGCUUGUACUUGUUUUAAUGUUUCGUUGUCUCUCCGCCGGUCGUCUUUAGUUGUUUUUUUCCUCCACGGCCACAACCACCAAUCAAUUUGCAUAGGUUCUUUCUAGCUACCGAGCCAACUCACAAGCUUGUUUUCAUAUUUUUUCUAUAGCGUAUUGGGAUGCCAUAACUGUCUUCUUUAUUUCUCUUUGGUGUAUAGUGAAGGUUCUAAAGUUUGUACUUCCUGCCCUGUCGGCGUCUGUGCUUCGGUUGCCGUACUCGCCUUCAAAAGUCCACAGCGCCACAAAGGAAGCUCCUGGACCGAAAGGCAAGAAGGGAAAAAAAAGAAAACAAAGAAUAGACCUGAAGGAUAGAUUGCGAAGGACUCCCCAGGAGAGCGCAUCGAGAAGGAGAGAGUCUGGAGAGGAGAAAGAAAAAGGAUAGGAGGACCAAGACCGAAGGAGCAGGAGUCGAGAAAUUCAAAGCGGGUGGGAGGAUCUGCCAGGAGCAGACUUUUCAAUAACCACGCGUGCCGGAACCAGAACUGCGGGUCGACAGCGCUUCGGCUUGAGCGGCGACGCGCUCGUGCGCGCUCGCGCUCGGCACUGCCUCUGGCGGUUCUGCACUUUGGCCGUUUCUGCUUUAACGCGACGUCAGUCGGGCUCCCCCCUUAGCGUCGACUGCACUCCCCCUUAUUAUUUCCUCCAGGCAGAAGUGUGCGCUAGCGGAAGAGGCACCGUGCACUGAGUAGGAGGAAAGUCGUCGUCCCUGUUCGGGACGUGUCCCGGGCGAGGGAGAAGAAGGCAGGCUCGAGGGAAAGGGGGGACAUUCUCAGGCGCCCGCCGCACGCGCGCUCACGCACGCACGCCGGGAGCGACGGCCCUUUUUUUCGGGAGCCGAAAGCCUUUGCCAGCAGCCUCCGCUUCCCGAGCAGCGCGCCGCCGGGGCGCGCGCGAGCGCUCGCGUCCAGAAAUUGGACUUGUCGCUUGCAGCAGCAGCGGAUGCUGCUUCUUUCUAUGCGCCCGGCUUCUUCCCUCGCCGCGGUGGGGUCUCUUCAGCGCCGGCUGACGCCGCGGCCGCUGCUGCCUCUGACGUUGGCCGUAUAAAAAGGGAUCGCGGACACCGCGCGGCCAUGUCGGCAUCAUCGACGUCCUCCCAGGCGCCGCCGUCCCAGCAGCAGCUACAGCUCGCGCCGGCGCCCCCGCACUACCGGCACCCCCACCACCGGGCCCCCGCCGGCCAUCAGCAGGCGCACUUCCCCGAAGACUUCGGCGCCGCGGCGGCCGAGUUCCCGGCCUACGAGGAGCUGGCCGGAUUCCCGUGUGUCGCCUCGUCGGGCGGCGGAGGAGCGUCCACGUCUUCGGCGCCGACCGGCGCGGGUGGAGGCUCGACGCCACACCCGAUGCGCCUCGAAGACGCGGCGGGAGGCAGGGACUCGCCCGGAUCGCCGUCCUCGGCCGAGCUCCAGAGACCCGCGUGCGAGUUUGCCGCCAGAGCCGGAGCGGGACCGCUACCACCGCAGGCGCUGCCCUACCCGACCUGCCUCGCUGGUGGCGGCGGCGCCGGCCCUGCAGGAUCGGCCGACGGCUUCUGCUACGAGUACGGCGCUAGCGGCGGGGGCGGUCCCAUCGGCGGCGGAGGCCCGCUGCCGUGCUCGGCGGGCGGCGUGCCGGGCUUCACGGGUCCGUACAAGGUGCAGCGCCGGGCGGCCAACAUCCGGGAGCGGAAGCGCAUGAUGAGCAUCAACACGGCGUUCGAGGAGCUGCGCUGCCACGUGCCCACGUUCCCGUUCGAGAAGCGCCUGUCCAAGAUCGACACGCUGCGGCUGGCCAUCGCGUACAUCGCGCUGCUGCGCGAGGUGCUCGUCUCCCAGUACGACCCCCUGACGCACAUCGAGAAGUGCCUGCGGGGAGAGCUCAAGGGCGAGCACGCCGCCGAGUGGAACACCUCAGAUCUGACAGCGCGCCUGUCCUGGAUCAACUGGGAGAACCUGGGCGUCAACCCGAACCGGAGGAGCGUUCUCACCACGCUCACCCUGACCGCAGACACCAUCGGCUGCCACAACGGAACCCAGUGAUGAUCGUGCCAUCUUGCGGUUUAGCCGCCGUGUGUCCGCGCCUCGCUGACUGCUGCCCCUCCCGCCGCAGCCUCGGACGACAACGCCUCUCUUGGACCGCCGUCCCGACAGUCCUCCGCUCCCGUCUCGUGUUCCGCGACAGUGGACCCCCCACGCCCGCAUUCUGUGUACUCUCAGCGUUCCGAGGACUCGAGCAGUGGCGCUCCAGCUCAGGACUGUGUCCAGCUGUGGUGACCACUGAGUGUGCACACUGAAUGUAGGUGUUUCUUUCGUGCUCGAUAGCGAGGUAAGCGUCCUUCCCUCGGAGCAUCAACUUUUGUCGCUAUCGAGGGUGGUGUCCGGCGGGAUAAAGGUAUAAGACGUUCGCAGAGCAUGCUACGGAAUAGAAGCUGUUCGAGUAAACGAGCGAAAGUUGUAGUUGCGGAGUUCGGACUCGGUUUAGGCCAAGCCAGAGCUUUGUCGCGGGAGUGUGUAGGUCAGAGACACUCGCUUGCUGCCAGUUCUAAGAAGAGAGAUGAUGCCAGUAACCAGAUAUGACGAGAUCAUUCCAACCUUAAGUGGACGAGAUGCCAAGGACAGGUUAGAUUAGAACGAUUAGCCUACCCAACAGUCGAUGCAGAACUUUCGUGAGAAAGGACGUUGAAAUGAGUUCCGAUGGAGCAGUGUCGUUUCUUUCUAUUUACACGGCUUAUAUCUUUAGUGAACGGCAAAGAAGUCUGAAUUGCGAUGUUGGAUACGUUAUCGAUAGUCUUUAAGAACACGGUCCGUUGAACUUGAGACACUGAAGUGCAAGGCUUUUACGAGGCGCUAAAAUGUUGUUCUUUCGUUCUUGACGCUGUAUUCGAUGUGUGAAUUAAAUGUGCGCCCCUUAUUCUAGUCAGGCAUGUUUUCGAUAUCGUCUGCAGCAGGAAUGAUCAGAGUUGUAGUCAUUCACUCCUUUGUAUAGCAUUAAAGCACCAUGAAGCCGGCUCUUUUGUGUUGCAGAUAUAAAUGGCCGUUUUCUUCCUGCAUCUCAAAUUUAGAUAAUAACGCCCGCGCUGUGCAGGGUUUCAGUCGAGAGACAAAAUCGUUGCUUAUGUUUGCAUUACAGUGUGCGCACGCCUUCCUGACUGCAUAGUACGAAAAGAAAAAAAAAAGAAACACUGUAAAUAAUGUUAGUCGUCUCAUUUUAUUUUAAUUUUUAAAGAGAUCAUGUGCCGCGUAGAUAGGUCCAAAGUGUUCGACUAAGUUCUCAUAAUGGGCAGUUUAUAGAACCUCUGAGACAGUGCAAUAUUAUUGAAACUGUGAGAGAAUAAACGACAUCUGCCCAUUCUGGUUGACAA
Dermacentor silvarum is the source of this 3867-nucleotide messenger RNA. RefSeq names its product twist-related protein 1 (gene Fer2). Gene Ontology annotation, biological process: regulation of transcription by RNA polymerase II; developmental process. The transcript is spliced from 3 exons. Bases 1601 to 2545 code for a protein of 314 amino acids. Gene Ontology annotation, molecular function: RNA polymerase II transcription regulatory region sequence-specific DNA binding; protein dimerization activity; DNA-binding transcription factor activity, RNA polymerase II-specific. Lineage: Eukaryota; Metazoa; Arthropoda; Arachnida; Ixodida; Ixodidae. The record is from RefSeq and is a predicted model, not a curated record.